UCGAGGAAUAUUGAACUUGAAUUCAUCAGUUUUUAAGAUGAGACGGUAUAUUUUGGUAUAUUUCUGAGGGUCGGACAGUAUACUUUAACGAUAAAUCCGCGGUCACACUGGUGCCCAUCCGUUUAUGUAAAUCCAACAAUUUUUAAAAAAUGUCGAAAAACUUGAUUUUAUCACUUACAAACUUUGUUAGAAGUUUGGAGCGUCUUUUCCUGCCAUAUGGCGGACAUCCACCAGCGCUGGCCCUGGCCGGCUUCCAGCACGAACAUAGCACCAGCAGCAACAAAAGGGCACAGGAAUUUAGUCUGAAGGAGCUGAUUGGCGAUGGAAUGCUGUGGGCCGUGCCCAAGCACAGGCGUUCCGUGGAGAAGCGUCUGAAUCGCAAAUUCGGCUAUCCUGAGUACGUGUGGAAGCCGCUCAAAGUGAAGCGAAACAUCCGCUCGUGCCAGACAUGCGGUCAUGACCAUGAAUUGGGUGUGCUGUGUCCCUUCUGCUACAACAAGGUGCUGAAGGAAACGGAGCAGAUGCAGGCGAAAAUCCAAGAGAAGCUCGGUCUGGAUCCCGUCGACAAGGAGGUUAUUGUGCUGUACGAGGGAGAGAAGGCCGAACAGACUGCCGAGCAACUGCAGGGCAAACGAAUUGUGGAAAUGAAAAAGCCACGUCCCAUGUGGUUCACCAAAAAUCUACUACAGAAAUCCACACAGCAGCAGUCGGAAGCCAAGGAGGUUAAACCCUCCGAUCUGGCAUAGAUAUUAGGUCACAUUGUGCAUUAAAACCUACUUUGUUAUCAACAGGCAA
Messenger RNA from Drosophila pseudoobscura, 795 nucleotides. It is a transcript of the gene mRpL32, whose product is annotated as mitochondrial ribosomal protein L32. Gene Ontology annotation, biological process: translation. The record is from RefSeq and is a predicted model, not a curated record. Bases 150 to 746 code for a protein of 198 amino acids. The transcript has 3 exons. Gene Ontology annotation, molecular function: structural constituent of ribosome. Lineage: Eukaryota; Metazoa; Arthropoda; Insecta; Diptera; Drosophilidae. Gene Ontology annotation, cellular component: mitochondrial large ribosomal subunit.